UUGUUUUGUUUGUUGUUGUUUUGUUUUUGUUUUCGGUUCAAAGUUGGCCGUUGCUAAUCGAUGAAAGAUUGAUUGAUUAAAGUCUAUCAUUGAAGAUGGACUCAACACCAUCAUCAUCAUCAUUCGUAAAGAAACGUUUGUCGGAUAUGGUGUACACUUGGAUCACAUAUCGACAGAAAGGUGUACAGACUUUGAUCAUACAAUCGUUGUCGAUUUUAUUGUCAGUGACAAUAUUGUUUCUUUUGUCACAGGUGUACUUGAUUUUUUUACCAUGUCUUAAAGCAUUGUUAUGGGCUUUGCUUUGUGGUUCGGCUCUGUAUCCGUUCAAGAUUCGAUUGGCAAAUUUAUUGCGCGAAUGGCUAGAUCAACUUGAUCGAACAAAUCGAUCAUUAUGUUUUGGAUGUCUGAUGUUACCGAUGCAGUUGACCAUAAUGCUAUACAAUCGUUUUAUCGAUUUAAUGUCCAAUAAUCUAGUUCUAUUCAUCGUGUUUCAUUUUCGUUAUCAAAUUGUCAUUCAAAUACGACGAUUGUUUUAUCGAUUAUUACCCAUGAUACUUUCGAUGCCGAUGGCCAAAGAUGGUCACUUUGCGGCAAUUAUUGUAGCCAUAAUAGUGAUCACUAUACAUGCUGUGAUUGCAAUGUGCACUGCACCCGAACAUCGUUCAUUGUUACGAUCAAUGCCCACUGUUUUACUGAUGACUUUUAUCUAUUUGCUUUAUUAUCAUUUGGGCAUUUUUGGUCAGCUCACAUUAUUGUUUAUUGUGUGCAUGUUCGUAAUUGGUUUAAUAACCACUGGUUACAACUUGUUUCAUGGAUCAUCCGAACUACAAUUCGAUAGUUUAAUCGAAUUAUUUCGCGAUAAUAUUCGGACCAAAAUCGAAAAUUAUGCCACUUGGAUUCGUCAUAAGUAUCUACUAUCCACUGACCAUAUUGAUGGCAGCCAUUUGAACUUAGGCCAGUUAUUCAUCAGACAAUUGUUUAUGAUUUCGGCUUUCGUCGUAGCCGAACACAUGAACGUAUCGAGCCUGGUGUUGAUUAUUGUGCUUGUACAUCUGAUUCUUCAGCGGAUGUUUGCUUUGCUUGUUAGCGAUCAAAUGUCCGCUCGCAUUGAGCGAUGGUUCGAAUCAGUUACGGAUGGGAUCGCCAAUAAAUUCAGACAUGAUGUUUUCUUUCGGAUGCUGGCACAUUUCUUCACGCAAGGUGAUCGCUUGAUUAAAGUUGGCCUUGGCAAUAGUUUAGAUUUGUUGACUAGCAUCGGUUUAUUCAUGAUUGUUGGUUCGAUGGUCACAUUUUCGGCCGUAUUCGUUUCGAUCAAGAUUUACGGUGAAUGCUACCAGACAAUAUAUCUAUUGCAAAAUGAAUUGAAAAACAUUGAAUUCAUUCAGGAAAUUAUCAAACAGAUAAGCGAACCACAUUACAUUGAUAAUCUGAUCAACGAUCGUCUAAAUCUACAAGAUGAUGAAAAAAUUUUUAUCAACAAAAUGUUGGCCGAAAUUCGACACAACAUUUUGCCCUGGUUGAAUCCGAAUAACAGCAGCAGUAGCACUGGCACCAUUGAACAUGAAUCAAUUUCAGCUGUCGAAUCGUUAGGAUGGCUAUCAUUAAAUCAAUGGCCCAAAUUGUGGCGAUUAGUUGAUUACAAAAAUUUCGGUGAUCUAAUCGAAUUGGUUCGAACACAAGCUUCAUCCUAUCUCCCAAUGGUCAAAUCAAUUAUUUCGGUGUCCUAUGCAUUCAUAUUUGUCAUACUGGAUUCUAGUACGAUGCUAAUGAGUUUUGUUUUCAACUUUAUUAUUUUUCUGCUCGCUCUUUUCUAUUUAUUAUCAUCCAGUCAAAACAAAUACAAACCAAUCGAAUUAAUCGAUCAUAUGGUGGCUAGUCUAUUCAUAUCGAAUCAAGAAGAAAAUCGAUUCAGUCAUUAUGUGGAACAAGUGGUGAAUAGUAUCUUUGCUGCCACUAUCAAGAUAUCGGCAUUUUAUGGUGUUUACACUUGGCUCUUGCAUUCCUUGUUUGCCUUACGAAUCUGUUACAUUCCGUCAGCGAUUGCGGCUAUUUUGGCAGCCGUUCCUUUGCUUAAUGCUUAUUGGGCUUCAUUACCAGCUUGUAUUUAUCUGUACUUUUUUGAAGGAAAUCUGGCCCUAGUCAAAUCAUUAUCGAUGUUUGGACUGGCAAUGCUUCCAUCAUUCAUGGUCGAUUCAUCGAUCUAUUCGGAUAUCGGAAAAGGUGGACAUCCUUACCUGACCGGAUUGGCAAUCACUUGUGGUGUUUUAUACUAUGGCGUGGAAGGUGCCCUGUUUGGACCACUUUGGCUUUGUCUUUUGGUGAUCAUAGUGAACAUGUGUACUGAAAUGGACGGUAGAAAUAUGCUUAGUCCAAGUUGAAUACAUUAUUUUGAGAAUAAUAAUAAACGAAUUAAUUUAUUUUAAUAAA
Molecule: messenger RNA, 2427 nt
Organism: Dermatophagoides pteronyssinus (European house dust mite)
Lineage: Eukaryota; Metazoa; Arthropoda; Arachnida; Sarcoptiformes; Pyroglyphidae
Source: RefSeq, a predicted model, not a curated record